Molecule: messenger RNA, 11309 nt
Organism: Gambusia affinis (western mosquitofish)
Lineage: Eukaryota; Metazoa; Chordata; Actinopteri; Cyprinodontiformes; Poeciliidae
Gene: shank3a
Product: SH3 and multiple ankyrin repeat domains 3a
Exons: 26
Coding region: 219-6173 (1984 amino acids)
Cellular component (GO): postsynaptic membrane; postsynaptic density; dendritic spine
Molecular function (GO): ionotropic glutamate receptor binding; synaptic receptor adaptor activity
Source: RefSeq, a predicted model, not a curated record
CUCAUUACUUGCCAAGUUUUUUUUCUUGUAGCAAACCUGUUACUCUCGUCUCUCUCAAAAUAUUCUGUGUUUUGGCGAGUGAUGCAUGCUGCAAACGGUGUGUGCGUGUAGUGUGAACAAGACCCACUGGUGUAUGCGUGUGCCCGUGUGAGUAAAUGUGCGUGCAUGCGUGUCUGUGCGGAGAGAGAGAGACAUAGACUGAGCCCCCAACACGGAGCAUGCCUCUGCGUCCGGCAGCCGGCAAACAUGAGCCACCCAGCUCUCCACGGCAGGACCAGCAGCAGCACACACACACACACGCACGCACCCCCACGCGCCCUUACACACACGCACCGAACGGCAGCCAGGGGGCCAGCACUGACAGCAGCAGCUCCCGGGAAGAGGAGAGCAGCGUUCCCGUUCCUCACGCUGUUCCGGCUUUCGGUCCCGGUGGAGAGCACAGCAACAGUGCAGGAGCACCCAUGGAGGAGCCAACAGGCAACACUGUGGUCAUCCGCAUUGGAAUCCCAGACCUACAACAGACGAAAUGUUUGAAAUUCAACGUGGAUGCACCAAUAUGGCUGUCCAAGCAACGUAUCCUGUGUACCCUCAACCAGAGCCUGAAGGAUGUACUCAACUAUGGCCUAUUCCAGCCAGCUUACAAUGGCAAAGCUGGCAAGUUUCUGGAUGAAGAGAGACAGCUUAGAGAAUACCCUUUCCCAUCCAUUGCUCCUGUACCAUACCUAGAGUUCCGCUAUAAAAGACGUGUCUACACACAGACCUACGUAGAUGAAAAACAGUUGUCUAAGCUUCACACUAAGGCAAACUUGAAGAAGUUUAUGGAGUACGUGCAGCAGAGAAACAUUGAAAAGGUCUCACGGUUUUUGGAAAAAGGCCUGGAUCCUAACUUCCAUGAUCCAGACACAGGAGAAUGCCCACUAACGCUGGCAGCACAGUUGGAGGGAUGUGCCGAGCUCAUCAAAGUGCUUAAAAAUGGAGGGGCACAUCUGGACUUCCGGACAAAAGAUGGCAUUACUGCCUUGCACAAGGCUGUGCGCAGCAAGAACCACACAGCACUUAUAACACUGUUGGACUUGGGUGCUUCUCCUGACUAUAAAGACAGCAGGGGUCUUACUCCUCUCUACCACAGUGCAAUGGUUGGAGGAGACCCCUACUGCUGUGAACUGCUGCUGCAUGACCACGCACAGGUCGGCUGUGAGGAUGAGAAUGGCUGGCAGGAGAUACACCAGGCAUGCCGCUACGGCCACGUGCAGCACUUGGAACAUCUGCUGUUCUACGGAGCUGACAUGAGUGCCCAGAAUGCAUCUGGAAACACUGCCCUACAUGUGUGUGCUCUCUACAAUCAGGAUAGCUGUGCACGUGUCUUGCUUUUCCGAGGAGCCAAUAAAGAGAUAAAGAACUACAAUAGCCAGACUGCUUUUCAGGUGGCUAUUAUAGCAGGAAACUUUGAUCUUGCAGAAAUCAUUAAGGUCCACAAAGCAUCAGAUGUUGUGCCUUUCAGGGAGACCCCCUCCUACACCAACCGUCGACGUGUUGUGGCUGGCACUCUCCCCUCACCACGUUCCUUGCUGCGGUCUGCAAGUGACAACAACCUUAAUGGUGACCAUGAUCACAUCCACCCUCCGCGCCCUCGAGAAUCCCGUGGCCGCCCCGGUCACUCCCCUGUUCCCUCACUGCGCAGUCUGCCAGCUUUUGGGCAACAGCACAGCAGCCUUGGAGAAGGUCGUCAUGGAGAGAUCCCUGACAGCAGUCUCCAGAGUACCGGCAGCUCUAGAUCCUCCCAUUCCCGCUCACCAUCAUUACAUCACAUGCAUGAAGAGGACAGGCCAGUCCCCAGACGUUCCCACAGCCAUGGCUACCCUCAUGGACAUGGUCCUCGUGGGAGACUCAGCCCUGGCUCAGUGCAGCGAGACCCAAGCCCACCUCAUCACACACCUCCUGCACUGACAGGCCCUCGUGGGCCCAAACGGAAACUCUACAGUGCUGUCCCAGGACGUACCUUCAUUGUGGUCAAGCCCUACACCCCACAAGGGGAAGGAGAGAUCCAGCUCAAUCGUGGAGAACGGGUCAAAGACUUUGACUGUAAUGACGUAGAAGUACUAAGUAUAGGUGAAGGAGGUUUCUGGGAAGGCACUGUCAAAGGAAGAACAGGCUGGUUCCCAGCAGACUGUGUGGAAGAAGUUCAAAUGAGACAGUAUGACCCAAGGCUUGAGACCCGGGAGGACCGCAAUAAGAGACUGUUCAGACACUACACUGUGGGGUCUUAUGACAACUUCACCUCAUACAGUGACUACAUUGUGGAAGAGAAGAAUGCUGUUUUACAGAAGAAAGAAAAUGAGGGGUUUGGUUUUGUCCUGCGUGGAGCCAAAGCCGAGACUCCCAUUGAAGAGUUCACUCCCACGCCAGCAUUCCCUGCCCUGCAGUACUUGGAGUCAGUGGACGUGGAGGGUGUGGCUUGGAGGGCUGGUCUCAGGACGGGGGACUUUCUCAUUGAGGUGAAUGGGGUGAAUGUGGUGAAGGUGGGCCACAAGCAGGUGGUGUCUUUAAUCCGGCAAGGGGGGAGCAGACUCCUAAUGAAAGUUGUUUCUGUCACACGCAAGCCAGAGUCGGAAGAAAUUGUUCGAAAGAAAGCUCCCCCUCCACCCAAGAGAGCUCCCAGCACCACCCUGACGCUGCGCUCCAAGUCCAUGACGGCUGAGCUGGAGGAACUGGCUUCUGCUCGGAGAAGACGAGGAGAAAGACUAGAUGAGAUGUUGGCAUCGCAAGAAUCUAUGUUGCAUUCUCAGCCCCCGGAGGCAGAUUACAGAGCAGCCACUGUCAAACAACGGCCUACCAGCAGGAGAAUAACACCAGCAGAGAUCAGUUCACUGUUUGAAAGACAAGGGAUGACGCUACAUGGAGGUCUGCACCCAGGUAUCGAGAGGGGACACAUACCAUUCCCUAAAGGCAUGUCCAGGACCAAGUCUUUUGGUGCCACUGAAGAGGAUAGACUGUCUGCACUUGCAGGCGAGCACAGAUUUCCACGUAGUUCCUCUAUGACAGACAGCCUCCGAGACCACUCACAACCCCAUCCUAUCCCUCCACCUCCACAAACGGCACCUCCUCCACCUCCUUACUACUUAGACACGGGUCCUCCUCCAGCUUUUUGCCCUCCUCCUCCCCCAUCUCGGACCCAAAGUCAAGGCCAUGAGCCUGGAGGCCGUUCCAGCUUCAAGCCAUCCUCCUUGGACCUGCCUUACGAAGCCGCUCACCGGCAAGCCACACACAUCGAGAGACAGAAGAAAGCUCGCUCAAUGAUCAUCCUACAGGACUCCUCCCAUCUACCUGUAGAACCUACAGAAAUUCCCCGUCCCUCUGCUGCUACUCCACCAGAGCGAAUCAAAAGAAAGGGAAGGGUAAUUGACAACCCUUACGCAAAUGUGGGUCAGUUCAGCAUUGGACUAUUCACACCCACAAAGCCCCAAAGAAAGAAAAGUCCUUUGGUGAAACAGCUACAGGUAGAAGAUGCACAAGAAAAGGCUAGCCUAGCCUUGGCUGCUGCCCACUCGCGAGAGAGCUCACCCUCAGGACGACACCCACAUGGGCACACGCACACCAGCCGUGUUGACUACUACCAGCAGCAGCUCAUGGCUGAACGAGAGCGAUUGCGAGCCCAAGGAGAGAUGAUGUUUCAGGGUAAAGGUCCAUUUGCUGCUGCUAUUGCUGGAGCAGUAAAAGAUCGUGAACGUCGCCUUGAAGAGCGGAGGAAAUCCACUGUCUUCCUUUCUGUUGGGACCAUGGAAGGGUCACCUACAACAAGCCCUGACUCCCCCUCUUUGACUCAGUCUCACUCCAUCGAUGAACGGCUGUUAACUCGAGAGCUUGGACAGCUUCCCCCCCCUGCCUUGGCUCUGAGCCCCUCACCUAGUGGGACCACCUUUAUCCAUCCACUCACAGGAAAGCCUCUGGACCCAAAUUCACCACUAGCUCUUGCGCUGGCCGCAAGGGAGAGAGCACUGACCUCUCAGAGUCAGUCCCCAACUGGCAGCCCAGAGCCUCGGACUAAACAAGAGCGAGUAGGCCAGGUUGUAAUGUUCUCUGACACUCAGACCAAAGAGUCUCCACACGGGGAUGGAGUAACUGCAUCUCCCCCUUUUUCACCUAAAAGCGUCAAGGCAGCAGGGUAUGGCACAUCAUCCUCCCCAGCUAAUAUUUUGGCUCCUCAGGCCAUCAAACCACAGUGGACUUCAUCAUCCCCUAUAUCAUUCCGUCAAGAGAUGGAAGCUAGAAUUGAGGAGAGGAAAGAGGAAAAGAGACUAGAGGAUAAAAAAAGCAUGUUGAUCAGCAUUAUGGAUACAUCACAGCAGAAGACAGCUGGGCUGAUUAUGGUUCAUGCAACCAGCAAUGGUCAGGCUGUUGGGAUAGGGUCAGGGAUUGAACAGAAACCUGUGCCUGCAACCAUAGAGCCCAGCAAAUCACAGAGUCCACGGGCUAAAUCCCCCAUUCCCACAGCUCCCCAGCCCCAAACUCAACUCCAGGUUCAGCCUCAAACUCAGCGUCCUGCCAGUCCCGCCCAAGAGAAGACCCUGGCUCAGGGAAGCUCAGAAGAGGAUGUGGAUGCCUACACAGUCACCUUACCACCGGCUAUGUUAUCUUCCAGUGAUGAGGAAACAAGAGAGGAGCUACGUAAGAUUGGGGUGGUUCCUCCACCAGAUGAGUUUGCAAAUGGGUUGCUGGCCCAGGCACAGGGGAUACCAGUAUCAUCCGCUAAAGCUGCUCUGUCUCCUGCUACACCAGCCACACCAACACCCCAAACUCCCUUAACCCCAACAACCCCAACUGUGACAACCACCCAGCCUCAGCCUGCUCAGCCCCCAACACCACCCAGUGCAGCAGCUGUCUCAGGGAAAACUUCUGACCCUCUGGAGCCCCCACCAGUGGGCGAGGCUGGUUCUGCAGCUGACUCAGGUGUGGAGGAGGCUGACACGCGCAGCUCCAGUGACAGAGAGAGAGACCACCAUCUUGAGACCACCAGCACCGUCUCUACAGUUUCCAGCAUGUCUACAUUGUCCUCAGAAAGUGGCGAGCCUGCUGACACGCACACCACGCACACCUCCUAUGCUGACGGGCAGACUUUUGUUCUUGACAAGCCGCCAGUGCCUCCGAAGCCUCGACUCAAAUCCCAGAUAGGUGGCAGUAAAGGCCCCGUCACCUUCAGGGACCCUUUGCUUAAGCAGAGCUCUGAUAGUGAGCUGCUGUCCCAGCAACAGGCUGCUGCACUGGCUGCUGCAGCAGCUGGUGGAGCUGGGCUUCCUGCAGGUGGUUCCGCCUCAGUUACUGGUCUUGGUCUAGCUCCGACCAAGCCACGCUAUCUCUUCCAACGGAGGUCCAAGUUGUGGGGGGAUCUGGUAGAACCUCGAGGACCAGGUGUAGGGCUAGGGAUUGGGAGUUUGGGCAAUCUUGGUGGGCUAGGACUCGGGCUAGGUGCAGAUGAGAGUGCAAAACCAUCAGUUAUGGGAGAGCUCAGUUCACGUCUACAGCAGUUGAGUAAAGACACUAGGUCACUGGGUGAGGAGCCGCUGGGAGCCUCUCUUGACCCUGGGAGAAAGUCACCUGUGGCAGGUGCAAGACUUUUUAGCAGCCUAGGCGAGCUCCACACCCUUUCCCAGAGAAGCUAUGGAACCACAUACACCAUCCGCCCCGGCAGCCGCUACCCCGUCACCAGACGCGCGCCCAGCCCCGGCUCAGGUUCACCUGAUCGGGGUGACCCCCUUGGACGAUUCUCAGGCUUCGGCCUGCCAACCUCACCAACUACACCGCCGCAAACCAUCCUCAAGUCCUCUAGUCUCAGCUUACCCCAGGAGCCUAAAGAGGUGCGCUUCGUGAUGAGGAGCUCCAGCGCACGUUCUCGCUCUCGCUCUCCAUCACCUUCCCAUUCCCCUGGAUUAGGCUCACCACUUUUAGCCCUCCGACCCUUUCACCAAAAACCCCUCCACCUGUGGAACAAGUACGAUGUUGGAGACUGGCUUGAGAGCAUCAACUUGGGAGAGCACAGAGCAGGGUUUCAGGAACACGAGAUCGAAGGCUCUCACCUCCCGGCUCUAACCAAGGAUGACUUUGCAGAGCUGGGAGUGACACGGGUCGGACACCGUAUGAACAUUGAGCGAGCGCUGAAACUGCUGCUGGAGAGCUGACCCUUGCCCUGAAAAAGAGCAACAGGAAAGAAAGACACAAAGUCGGAAUUAGAUGAAAAUAAGGGAUCCACUGAACACGCUCCUCUGUUACUCCAGCUGCUUUUAUGUUCAGUAUUAAAAUGUUCACCUGUGGUUCCUAGUGACACUUUCUGUUCUGCAUUAAUACCCCGCACCUGGCAAUGCACUAAAGAGGCAGAGGCAAUACUCAUAAAAUGUACAUUCAUCCCUUUUUUUUCUUAUCCCCUACUCACUUUAUGGCUCCACCUUCUUGCCUAGAGCAAAUCAGACGAGACAUCCCAAAAAGGAUAUCUGAUCUUUUUUGUUAAGAAGAAUCACUGGAGCUCCAAUUAGAUCAUUUGGUUUCUGAAAAGUUACGUUGUUUCCUUAAUGACACCCACACUUUCUCACUGCACCCUCUCUACCUCUCGCCCCUCUCAUAUUAGGCCUCUGAAAGCCUUUGGCAGUUUGAGUAAGAGAGGAGGAGGAAGGAUUCUUGUUCCAAACAGAAAACUCAGUUGCCUUUCAAAAAUAUUUCUACUGAAAUCAACUCUGAUGAACACAGUGCUAUGGACAUAACAGCUCUGAAAAGGUGUGUCUUCUGAGUACCUGCUAUCGUUUUUAAACUGAAGACUUUUAAGCCCAGAGGUGGAGCUCCGCAGGAGGAAAACCCCCCUCUGCCUUGGUACCAAGACUGUGCAAUCUAUAAUAUUUGGAGAAUGUUUAACCAACACUCGUGGCUUUUUUCAUAAUUAAUUUUCUGAUUUUCCAAAGGGAAUAUUAUAUAUAUUACUAUAAUAUGGCAUAAUAUAUAUGUGUAUCUAAGUAUAGCUUUCAGAUGAAAAGACAAUAUUGCAAAGAAAAGAUGUAUUAAAUGAAUUCGCAGCUGUUUUUGGUUUUAGUAUAGAAGACAGAAAGAGGUCUUUAAAUCUAAUCCACCAAUAGUUUACUCAUUUCUACCAGUUAUAUAUAUAUAUAUAUAUAUAUAUAUAUAUAUACAUAUGAAUAUAUAUAUAUAUUUGAAGGAAAACAAGAUAUAAAUACAGAAAAAUUAAUUUUUUUAUCAUACAUACAGAAAUUUCCGUGUGAUCACCUUUCUUGAGGCAUAGCAUGACGAGUUGCAUUAUGUUGUACAUUUUUAUUUUGUUUAUGGUCUUCCGUCACUCUAAAGGGCAUCCCGUAAUGUGAGGUUAAGACCCCAGCUGAAACCCAUCCCUACUGCUUCAGUCUCAGAUUUUUGUCAGAGGGGACUAAUGAGCCAAAUAUUUGGGGAACAUUAGUUUUGAGGGUUUUUUUUUUCCUUUUAAGGCUUGAAAUAAUUGAUUUACAAAGCAAAACACAAUAUUCAACAAAGGCAUGGGCCAGAAUGAAAUUCUAUUAGUAAGAUAACCAUACAAAAAAAUUAUUCAGUUUGAUUCUCAGAAGUUGAAAUUUCCAAGUUUUAACUUUGAAAAGUUAACAGAAAAGUUAUAGUUCUCAAAACCCAACACAGCUGCCACAGGUCUUUUAAAAUUAUGAAGAUUUAUAUCCAGUGAAAUCUUUUCACACACACACACGACCUCCUUACAACAUAAAUCUUUAUCAAACAGGUGUAUAGUUUCUUCAGCAGUGGGGAUGGGAAAUAGUAAAAGGUCUUAAAGAAAAUUCAGUAUUUUACAACCUGAAUGUGCAGCUGCUUUCUUUUUAGGUAUACCACUCUUAGUGAGUGAAAUAUUAUCAGCCAGAACUAUUAAAAAAUAAACCCAGGUUGUAAAACAGAGGGAAAAAAAGCUGAAUUUUCUUUUAACAAUACAAAUCUGCAAUUGUACUCGUGAGCAGCUUCAGCUGGCAGUGAAAACCAGUGAGUUUUAUUCAUGCUACAAAGGAAAAAAAAAAAAAAAAAAAAGCAUUUUGGCAUUCUAGCUGUCUUCUUUUCUGACAGAAUGCCAGGAAAUGUCUGUUACCACUAAAAACCUCUGCUCAUCAGAAGCAUUCAGCCAAGGCACUUUCACUUGGCAAAAACUUGUGUGCAUAUUUCUUAUCUCCCAACCCCCUGUCAUUUCUGAAAAGCGGGCGGUGAACAAAAUCCUCAUGUAGGAGCUGUAGGAAUAGCACUCACUGCCUCACUGUGACCUCACUCUUUAUUUUCCUUUUAACUGCAGUGUUAAGUUCUCCUUUCUUUCUUCUUCUGUUGCUGAUUUGUUACCUUCGGCCACUGUGCGUAGAUUUUGUAGCGUGUGGAACAUCAUAUUUUACUCAUUUGAAUUUUAGAGUGGUGGGGAAGAAAAACUAAAUCUCCUGCCCGUUCCGAACAUACUUACACUUGUAAAAAAAAAAAAAAAAAGAACAAACUACAAAUAUUUGCUUUUUUAAAAAAUCACAAGCAAUGUAUAUAUAAUAGAUUUCCUAUAAAUUUUUUUGAAAAGUAUAUAGAUCUAUAUAUGAAUGUUUGGCAUAUAUGCAUAGUUAACCACCUGUGGAAAAGGUGAGCAGAUUUUAUUCUUUCUAUGAACUCUUGAACUUUUGAACUCUGAACUAUGAACUAGGGGAUGAUUUGCACAAAACAAGGUGACAAGGUGCUAACAUAAAAGCCACCCAUCGUCCAAGCGCAUGAGUGCAUCUGGAUUCCCUGAAUCUCUCUGUGUGCUUGUUCCUCUUCACCGUGCGCGUGUGAAUGAGUGUGCAUGUGUGCAAAUGCUUGUUUUUUUUUUCACGUCUGUGUAAUUUGUUUGGGAGUGAGAUGCAAAGAAUGCAUGCGACCGUGAGAGUGCGGUUAAUUGUUGGGGUUUACAUCUUUGGCGUUAGUCCACUAUAGCCUUACUGUACCAUCAGAGAUUGCCGGCUGUGGCUGUGUCACAUAACAACACAGACACAAACACGCCUACACACACACACACACACACACACAUACACACAGAAAAAUGCACACGCAUUCACCUUCAACACUGAAGCUCAUCGUUGUGUAUUGUGUUUUUGUUCAGAGUUAUGUCUUCAAAAAGUGGACUGUUCUGCCCAAGAGGGAGAGACAGACAGACAGAGAGAGAGAGAGAUAAGCAAAACACUGUCAAAUUUUCUACUCCUGAGUCAAGACUAGAAGAUCUCACCUUGGAACUGCAUAGGUGCUUCUUAUGCAGUGUCACUAAUUCUGUACAGCCUUUCCCUAAUGGCAUUUCCACUCCGCUGCACUCUGUCUGGCAGCUCUCCUUUUUCCUUUUUCAGACUUUCAGAUUCUGAGUUUUGAAUAUGCUAUAUGCGAUGAACCAGUGAGGAACAAACCACACACACAAAAAAAGAAAUGUGCCAAAAAGUAACUUAACUGUAUAUUUGUCUUUUGCUUUAGGACUAUCUUAGUUACAGCACUCUUAAGCUGUUAUGUGUUACGACAAUAUGGUGCCAUCUCCUGGUAAUCUUGAGAACUGACAUUUUUUGGAUCCUUUGGUAUUUUCCUGCAGAUGGAAGUACAUGUGCAUCUCAAAUAAGAUAAUUGAAAGGUUCAUUCAUUUCUGUUAUUCCAUUGAAAAAGUGAAAUCCACGUUCUGUCUAGCCGUAUUGCACACAGGUUGACAUGAUUCAAAUGUUUAGUUCAGGUUACAUUUUAUGAUUGUGGCUCAUAGAUAAAAGAAAAUUCCCAAUGUAGUUUUUUUGAAAGUGAAGAUGGAAUCAAAACAAGGAAGGUAUUUUUAGUCAGAAAUGUCAGAUUGGUGCACAACAUAUGCAUUCAAUAUCUGGUCGGGGCUUACUUUGGAUUUUGCAUGAAGCACUGCCUCAGUGCUGUGUGGCAUGGAGGCGAUCCGCCUGUAGUUUGUGUUAAUAGAGGGCUUCAGCCCGUCAUUGGAUCUCAUCUUCCUCAUGAUGAAACCUCUUAGAUUAUGUUAUUUAGGUUGAUUACAGUGAUAUCAUGGUCAUUAAACCAAUUGCUGGUACUUAUGGAUUAGGAUUUGGAUAGAAGCCAUGUCCUGUUGGAGAUUGAAAUCAACAUCUCCAUAAGGCUUGUCAGCAGACAGAAGUAUGUAAUGUUACUAAUAUCAUGGUAGGACGCGCUAGUGUUGGACUUUAUAAAACCUUAACAAUCAACAUGUAGAUUACAUGUGUCUCUAAAUCAGCCUUCACCUCAAGCUGUUGUAUCUAUUUUAAUAGCUCUCAGUUGACAUUUUGUUUAUUAGGUGUAAGGUAUAAUCAGCAAACUUGCAAGAGACAAACACUUGAAUUAUGUCCCUCUGUGUGUAAUGAAUCGACAUAAUAAACGGGUUUUAGUUUUUCAUCUAACUUUUUAAAACAAACUUUUCAAUAAAAUAAUUUCCUGAGAUGCACUUUUAUUUCUUACUUCAUAAAGACACAGGCUAUAUAGAUGUCUCCAUAUAGAUUUAUGUAUGUAUAAACAUGCAUACAGCCUGUGUAUUUCUACUUGCUUUGACAUUUGUCCUUAAAUUAUGUGACAUAGCAACACAGUUACAUGAUUUGAAUGAUAACAGUUAUUGUUCCCAGAAAAUAGUCUGAUCUCAGUCACAGGCUGGCCUGAUUAGACCAGUGAUUGAGUUGGGUUGUUGUGGAAGUUUACUACAAAUAAAGACAUUUAGAUGAGCAGCAAGUAACAGACUGACACAUCAUUAGGUCAAAUAAGUUCUGCGAACUUAUUUCGCCCUUAUUUGACCUCUAUUAAAUAUAGAGGUAGGCUCUAUAUUUCUUAAUCAACAAAGCACAAUCUACACAGUUGAGGAGAAGCAAUGUGUCUUUUCUUUAAAGAAUUAAAAAAAAAAAAACUCCCUGGUACCCGUCGACACACUGGAACCAGUGAUCUUAUCAUCAGAGGUUUUGUUUCUUUCAUUGUUGGUUUUCUCCUUGUUUGCACUGUGAAGUUUAGAACGGUGGAUGUAUCACUGCAACGCCUCAGCCUUGUCUCACUUGAGAACAUCCCCUUCUCGGCUUCUAAUCACCAGGUAACUCAUCUACAACUCUUCCUCUGGACAUGAAUAUCUGAUACAUAAGAGUCUGUGCUAACAGCCCAAGCUAACCAGAGGCUACCAAGUCUUCUCCAUGUAAAAAAAAAAAUCAAGGGCGAUGGUAAAGACUGAGGCAAGAUCUGAGACGUUGCCCUGGAUAUCUCCACCACAGAGAUAUAUGUUUGUUAUAUUAUGUAAUAAAUUUAUAAUUAAAACAUGA